Peniophora sp. CBMAI 1063 is the source of this 1713-nucleotide messenger RNA. The record is from the annotation of a GenBank genome assembly. NCBI's taxonomy places the organism in Eukaryota, Fungi, Basidiomycota, Agaricomycetes, Russulales, Peniophoraceae.
AUGCUCUCUCGACCCGAAGAGCGUGGUAACCGCGCUCUGCGUGCCGUUCUUCGUGAGGUCAAGCCGUGCAGAGUCUGUGCGCAGGGUGACCAGCACCCGGAAUGCUUAUUUUUCAGAAGGCGAGAUGAUGUCGUUAUUGUACAGCGCAGCUUCACCGUUGAGGCUACGAAAACGGGGUACACGGUUGCCAAAGUGAACCCUCAGGCGCACACCAAACGCGUCACGCCGGAGUUCGCUCCCGCGCCCCCGCACUUGACGUUAGAGAUAAUAGUACAACUCCUGAUUGCUAUCGCUUAUAUUCUGAUCCCGUUGCUUGAACGCCAUCAGGCCUUGAGGCAACAAUACACUCCGGCGGCCAUCCUCGAACGAACGCCGGAGCUGGAGGGAGAAAGGCUCAUCUGCGACCUUCGUUGCGAGUCUCGACGGAACCCCGCAGAUGGUCACGACUUUGUCCUACUCGAGUUCUUCCAGCCUCACGAGUUGGAGAAUGCGUUGGAGGUAUUAAGGCGGGCUCAACAAGUUCAGGAGACCUCUUGCCCGUCUGAUGCGGAUGAAGUUGUUCGAGUGACCCUCAGUCACGGCGCGGGGCAGCCGUCAUAUGCAACUCUCUACAAAGCGCUCGCUUCGGGUGUUCCAGUUGUGGUGUCGGGAAUAGACCCAGGGAACAGCAAUUUGACGCCGGAUUUCUUUGUGAAAUGGUAUGGGGAUGAAGAGGUUACGGUUGUGAAUACGGCAACCCGUUCUGCCAGGACUACGGUCCUGUCCGCAUUUAUGGAGAAUUUCGAUGAUCCUGAUGCUAGCGCGGAGCCUGAGAAGAUUCAGGAUUGGCCACCCACAGAGAACUUUGCAACCGCCUUCCCAGACAUGAAUGAAGUUUUCCAGGAAGUCCUGGUCGGUUGGAUGCUGACAUCAAAACGUGGCGCGCUGAACCUCGAGUCUAACAUGCCUGUCGGCUCGUGUCCACCCGAUACGGGACCCAAAGCGUACCUUGCCCGUGCUGCCACCAAUGGUGCAACUACACGCCUACACACCGACAUAAGUGACGCUGUGAAUUUCAUGUUCUCUGCUGGACGUGGCCGCGAGGGCAUCGAGGCCGGAGCAGAGUGGAUCAUGAUAUGCCGCGACGACAUGGAUGAGGCUGCCCGGCUGCUGCGAGAAUGGCAGAAGCCUUUUAAUGGCCAUCCCAUUCACUCUGCGGACAUCACUAUCACACCAACCGAUGUGACCCGUCUUUGUGAUGCUGGAGUGAGGGUCUGGCGCCUUGUCCAGAAAGCGGGUGAAGCCGUCUUCAUCCCAGCAGGUGUUGGCCACCAGGUCUGGAACUACACUUCGUGUAUCAAAAUAGCGGUAGACUUCGUUAGUCCCGCCAAUAUCGUUCAUUCACAUAAUAUCAGCAAAGAACUUCGCGAGCACAGACUAAUGGUGAACGACCCUGAUGCCGAAGAUGUCUUGCAACUCCCCACCAUGUGCUGGUGGACGUUCGUUCGCUCUCAAACCGAAGAGUACCUCAACGUGCGGUCUGACGUAUUCUCAUGUCCCUGGACGUCGCAUUACUCUGCAGCCCCCCGUUACCUGCAAGUACCUGUUGGAGUUGAUGCACAUGAAGACGAACAUGCUGAUAGGGAGUUCUACCCCGAACAGUCCGCGUCUGGCUUCACAGUUGGCGGGCCUGCACCGGCUGGCGCAGCUGGUAUGUCCGGUCAUUUCCACUGA